CUGACCACCGGUUUAGACUCACAAGAAACUAUUCCUCACUAACUGUUCGGUCUGUACGGUGUGUGCCCCGCUGCUAAUUAAUCAACUAACGGUGAUAUCGCGCGAAAAAAUUCGUAUAUUUCCGUUGCAGCGCCUGCGUUUAAAGUUUCGUGCCGCUGCCGGUCGCUUUCUGUGUGCAUUCGUCAAAACUUUGCCGCAACUUUAUAUUUGUUUCAGAAAACUUUUCACUUUAUGACUUUUUUGAACUGCGCACUCAAUCGCCCACUUUUCAUUGGCGUGAAACCACGUGCUUCAUUGUUGUGAUAUUCGGAUAAAACGUGACAAUGUCUACAAAAGCUAAUAAACGUCCAUUACGUGCUCUAACUGCUCACGAAAAAUUGGAUGCCAUUCGAAGAGUACACGAUGGAGAAAGUAAGGCAUCAGUUGCGAGAGAUAUUGGAGUCCCAGAAUCGACAUUAAGAGGAUGGUGCAAAAACGAAGAUAAAAUUUCUUAUCUCUCCAGACAAUCCAGUCCCGAAACAGACGAAUCUCUCGACCUCAAAACCCAAUCAAAAAAGCCAAAAUUAGAAGAAUCAUUUACACAACCCUUUAACUUGAGUUUAAAAAGUCAUAACUCAUAUUCUGCUCUACAAUCAGUGAAUCUGGACUCCAGCACAGACGUCAAGACACCUUUAAAUCUCAACACCAACUCAACAGAGUCGACUCCAAAGUCAACGAACCAUUUAUCCGAGAGGGAGAGAAAUAGAGCUGAGCUUGCUCGACUUAGCGUUGAGUUGGGCCUGAAUAGACCUGAGAUGUUCUUACCGAACAUAAACAAUUCGUCGAUAUUGAACGACUUCAGUACAAAUAUAUCGCUUAUUGCUCAAUGGAACGCACUUUUGACACAGCAACAACAGUUAAAAGUUCUUCAAGCAAAUAAAUCACCUAAAAUCGUCACAACUUCAGCUGAUACUAGUAAUGCGGUAAGUUCCUCAAAUAAUUUAUUAACUACGGUAGAUCAAGACAAGAAUAUGUCGUUACCAAAGGAUGUACAAUCCGUACAUGAUUCCGUCUGGUACUGGCUCAAAUCUCAACAGAUGCUGAAUAUGAAUUCUGUCUCUAAUGCAAAUAAUUUGUCGACUUCUUCGCCUGCAAAUGGUCAUGGGAUGUCUCCUCCAAUAACUACUACGGCUGUGCCAUCCAGCAGUACACCAGUUUCAAAUGGUUUAAACAGCGUAAGUCCCGAUCAAAGCUCCUGGUUUUGGAAAUGGUAUAAACAGUUUGCUUAUAAGGAACAAGAAAGCAAUAAACCGAUAUUAUACCAGCAGCUCACCAAAGAACUUCCGCAAAAAGAAUUUUUACCUGCACCAGUUCCAUUGAUUGAUCAUCAACAAAAUGCAGAAAAUUUGUCGAUGAAAGAUGAAAAACAGAGACCAAUAAUUGACAAAGCUCCUGGAUAUAAAGUGCGAUCUGUGUUGGAUAACCUUUUGUUUAAUAAUAACAUAAAUCUAACAGACAAUAGAAGGCAAGAAAAAGAAGAUGAUUAUUCUCCUACUCAGAAUGAAGCAUUGGAACAUGGUGAGAUGUUUUUGAAAUGGUUAGAGUCUUGCAGUGAUCCUUCAGUAACGGCUGUCCAGAUUAUGCAGUUCAAAACUCUUUUAAAUAAUGUAAAGAGUGGAGUAGACAGGAAAAAUUGCGAUCUACAGAACAAGGCCAAAGUAAAGAGAAAGUAAGAUUUUUUUAAAUAUAAUUUUGUAAAUUGAACUAAGGCUGUUCUAGCUGUAAACCAAAUAUGUUAAAGUCAUAUUAUGUAGUUUAUGUACAGUUUUUACAGGCAAAUUUCAUAGUUGAAUUUUAGUACAAUCAAAAAUUUACCUAUGCCUGUAGUUCCUUUUAAAUGUUACCUAUGACGCCACUUAUAAAUACAGUUAUGUAAAUAUUUGUUAGCUUUAGUGAUAUAUGUAUUUUUGCACCCCGAAAUUCUGAUGCGUUGGUGGUUUCCUUUGACAUAAUUUAUUCAAAUCUGGACGUUCUCGACUGAGAUUUUUUCAGCAGAAGGGAACUAGGUAUAAUGACUUUUAAUAAAUGAUAAACAUAUUCGGACAUUUUCUGGCAAACAAAAUUUUAUUUUAUAU
Molecule: messenger RNA, 2114 nt
Organism: Diabrotica virgifera virgifera (western corn rootworm)
Lineage: Eukaryota; Metazoa; Arthropoda; Insecta; Coleoptera; Chrysomelidae
Gene: dan
Product: protein distal antenna
Exons: 1
Coding region: 324-1712 (462 amino acids)
Molecular function (GO): DNA binding
Source: RefSeq, a predicted model, not a curated record